AUGUCUGCAAUAGUGUGCGGGAAGAGAUCUUUCUUUGAAGAAUUGACUGUUACAAGCCCGCCUGUGUCAAAAAGAAUCCGUUGUUCUUCUUCUUCUCCUGUUCGUUUCUCUCCUCCUAGAUCCAAUACUCUUACUUCCAAUCCGGCGUCGUUUAACUUCUUUUCUUCUUCCUCCUCUUCUUCGACUUUGAUCGAACAGCUCGCCUCCAUUUUCCCUGAUAUGGACAAGCAGCUUCUUGAGAAAGCGCUUGAAGAAUGUGGCGAUGAUUUGGAUUCAGCUAUCAGAAGUUUGACUGAGCUUCGUUUAGGAUCUGCUGAAAACUUCAGAACAACUGCAGUUAAGUCUGAUGCAGCCGAUGAGGCUAAUGUUCCUCCACAAGGGGUGGCAACAACAGAUGCUGAGGCACCUCCUACUGAGGAUCCAUCAGUGGCAGCACACCUCUCAAUGGAUGGUGCGGAGUGGGUAGAGCUCUUUGUUAGGGAAAUGACGAGUGCCUCUAAUAUUGAUGAUGCUAGAGCACGUGCUUCAAGAGCACUAGAAGUUCUGGAGAAGUCCAUUUGUACCCGUGCAGGAACGGAGGCAGCCAAAAGCUUUCACCAGGAAAACAUGAUGUUGAAGGAACAAGUGCAAGCAUUGAUUCAGGAAAACACAAUUCUCAAGCGAGCUGUAUCUAUUCAGCAUGAGCGUCAAAAAGAAUUUGAAGAAAGGAACCAGGAGUUGCAGCAGCUGAAGCAAUUGGUCUCCCAAUACCAGGACCAGUUGAGAACCUUGGAGGUAAACAACUAUGCAUUGACAUUGCACCUGAAGCAGGCUCAACAAGGCAGCUCAAUCCCAGGACGUUUCCACCCUGAUGUCUUCUAA
This is a messenger RNA of Dovyalis caffra, 861 nucleotides long. NCBI's taxonomy places the organism in Eukaryota, Viridiplantae, Streptophyta, Magnoliopsida, Malpighiales, Salicaceae. The record is from the annotation of a GenBank genome assembly.